AUGGAUGCUAAUUCCAACUCCAGAAUCUUUCACAAAGCUAAUCUCGUAAUCGUUUCACUCAUCAUCACGGGGGUAGCCUUGCAACUGCUCACCGUUAACUGCGCCAACGUAGGUUUAUCCAGAACAAGCGUCGUCACUGUUCUUAGCAUCGACGGUGGCGGCGUUCGAGGCAUCAUUCCGGCCACCUUACUUUCAUUUCUCGAAUCAAAGCUUCAGGAAAUAGAUGGACCUGCAGCACGAAUUGCGGAUUAUUUUGAUGUGAUCGCCGGAACGAGCACCGGAGGAUUGGUGACAACUAUGCUUGUGGUUGCUGGUGACGAUAAUCGUCCGAUCUACUCUGCGGAAGAUAUUAAACAAUUCUACUUUCAUCAUUCUCCGAAGAUCUUUCCUCAAAUAAGCCGCAUCAAGUUCUUGAAUAAAGUUGCAAGCUUCUUUGGGGCGGUCGUCGGACCAAAAUACGACGGUAAAUAUCUCCGAUCAGUAACGAGGCAAAUACUGCAAAACCGAACUCUCAAACAGACCUUAACCGAUGUGAUCAUACCAACCUUCGACAUCAAACGCCUUCAGCCGAUUAUCUUCACCACUGACGAUGCGAAAGAGUUUGUCUGGAAAGACGCUCUUCUAUCGGACGUAUGCAUAAGCACCUCGGCAGCUCCAACGUUUUUCCCACCUCACUAUUUUGAGACCAGCGACGCCGAUGGAACCACACAUGGAUUUGAUCUAAUUGAUGGCGGAGUUGCAGCAAACAAUCCGACGCAGGUGGCGAUCACGCAUAUACUUAAAGAAAUCUUGAUCGGAAAACACAAGUUCUCCGAUAUGGAGUCCAUGGACGGCAGAAGGAUGCUCGUGCUUUCGCUCGGCACCGGCAUUCCCAAGCGAGAGGAGAAAUACAAUGCCAGGACAGCUUCAAGAUGGGGUUUGCUUAAUUGGGUCUUCGACAAUGGUUCGUCUCCGAUAAUCGAUAUCUACAGCGAUGCAAGCUCCGAUAUGGUCGAUAUUCAUGUCUCUACUUUCUUCCGAACCCUCCAUGCCGAAAAGAAUUACCUACGCAUUCAGGAAGACAAUUUACUAGAAGACACGUCGUCAGUGGACAUUGCGACAGAUGAGAAUAUGAAAGCGCUUGAGGACAUAGGAACGACGCUACUAAACGAGAAGGUGUCGAGAGUGGAUUUAGAGACGGGUAUGUUUCAAGAAGUCGAAGGAGAAGGUACGAAUUCUGAAGCUUUAACUCGGUUCGCCAACUUGCUUUCCGCGGAGCGAAGGCGUCGGCAAAGGUAAUUCGUUCGUUUACCGUUUGGUAGCGAAGUAGCGUAGUUUUGAAAUGUGCUAAGAUUCUUUCGGGCUUAAAGUAGCAGUUGAUAUUGAUGGUUUUACACGAAUACUUAUCGCUUUUAACGAGUUUGUAUCC
This is a messenger RNA of Cynara cardunculus var. scolymus (artichoke), 1408 nucleotides long. RefSeq names its product patatin-like protein 2. The coding region runs from base 1 to 1278 and encodes 425 amino acids. The record is from RefSeq and is a predicted model, not a curated record. Gene Ontology annotation, biological process: lipid metabolic process. Gene Ontology annotation, molecular function: monoacylglycerol lipase activity; glycerophospholipase activity. NCBI's taxonomy places the organism in Eukaryota, Viridiplantae, Streptophyta, Magnoliopsida, Asterales, Asteraceae. The transcript has 6 exons.